Coccidioides immitis RS is the source of this 1326-nucleotide messenger RNA. RefSeq names its product endochitinase 1. The record is from RefSeq and is a predicted model, not a curated record. Bases 43 to 1326 code for a protein of 427 amino acids. Lineage: Eukaryota; Fungi; Ascomycota; Eurotiomycetes; Onygenales; Onygenaceae. Gene Ontology annotation, molecular function: chitinase activity; chitin binding. Gene Ontology annotation, cellular component: extracellular region. Gene Ontology annotation, biological process: chitin catabolic process; carbohydrate metabolic process. The transcript has 6 exons.
CACUUUUUCAUUAUCAAGAUCGACGACAGAUUCCAUCUCACAAUGAGGUUCCUUAUUGGCGCUUUACUUACUCUCCAAACUCUUGUCCAGGCAUCUUCGAUGUCAAGUAUGCCCAAUUCUUAUCCAGUCCCCGAGGCUCCGGCGGAAGGUGGCUUUCGCUCCGUUGUUUAUUUUGUGAACUGGGCGAUCUACGGACGUGGUCAUAACCCGCAAGAUUUGAAGGCUGAUCAGUUCACUCACAUACUCUACGCCUUUGCAAAUAUCCGCCCGUCAGGAGAGGUGUACCUGUCCGACACAUGGGCAGAUACCGACAAGCACUACCCCGGUGACAAAUGGGACGAGCCGGGAAACAACGUUUACGGCUGUAUCAAGCAAAUGUACUUGCUCAAGAAGAACAACCGGAACUUGAAGACGUUGCUUUCGAUUGGAGGAUGGACGUAUUCCCCCAACUUCAAAACCCCGGCUAGCACGGAGGAAGGCAGGAAGAAAUUCGCUGACACAUCUCUGAAGUUGAUGAAGGACCUUGGCUUUGAUGGGAUUGACAUCGAUUGGGAGUACCCCGAAGAUGAGAAGCAGGCGAAUGAUUUUGUGUUGUUACUCAAAGCAUGUAGAGAAGCACUCGACGCGUACUCCGCAAAACACCCGAAUGGCAAGAAAUUCUUGCUCACUAUUGCUUCACCGGCAGGUCCCCAGAAUUACAACAAGCUGAAAUUAGCCGAGAUGGACAAGUACCUUGACUUUUGGAACCUCAUGGCUUACGACUUCAGCGGCAGCUGGGACAAAGUGUCUGGCCACAUGUCCAACGUUUUCCCUUCGACAACAAAGCCAGAGUCCACACCUUUUAGCAGUGACAAGGCCGUCAAGGACUACAUCAAAGCAGGUGUCCCAGCCAAUAAGAUCGUCCUCGGAAUGCCACUCUAUGGGCGAGCAUUUGCCUCGACCGAUGGGAUCGGCACUAGCUUCAACGGUGUUGGCGGAGGUUCUUGGGAGAACGGUGUCUGGGACUACAAAGACAUGCCGCAGCAAGGCGCUCAGGUUACUGAACUUGAGGAUAUCGCUGCGUCGUAUAGCUAUGACAAGAACAAACGCUACCUGAUCAGCUAUGAUACAGUUAAGAUCGCGGGCAAGAAGGCCGAGUACAUUACGAAGAAUGGAAUGGGAGGUGGAAUGUGGUGGGAGAGCAGCAGCGACAAGACAGGAAAUGAGAGUCUCGUUGGAACCGUCGUCAACGGAUUGGGAGGUACCGGCAAACUUGAGCAGCGCGAGAACGAGCUCAGCUAUCCCGAGUCGGUCUAUGAUAACCUCAAGAAUGGGAUGCCAAGUUGA